Molecule: messenger RNA, 1376 nt
Organism: Hibiscus syriacus
Lineage: Eukaryota; Viridiplantae; Streptophyta; Magnoliopsida; Malvales; Malvaceae
Exons: 11
Coding region: 70-1356 (428 amino acids)
Biological process (GO): starch metabolic process; regulation of starch metabolic process
Cellular component (GO): chloroplast stroma; starch grain
Molecular function (GO): starch binding
Source: RefSeq, a predicted model, not a curated record
CCUUAAAAAAAUAAGCGUAUAAAUUUUGCCUUUCUUUAUCUGGACUCUUCCAUGGCAUUUUCUUAAUCUAUGGCAACGAGUCACAGAGGAUUGGCAACUCAGUUUGAGUUCAACUUCGCCAAGCUAUAUUUCUCCGAUGGAUUGGCACCGACUAAAGAACGGAGAAUAUGCUUUCGGCGUGAUCGGCUUUCCACGUUGAGUCGAAUCAGUUGCUGCUGCUCCGACUCCUUGGUCCCAAUCCGGGGAGCCAACGGUUCAGGCAGUGGCAAUGUGACGAAGGGGGAGAACCGGCGGUUCGGUUCCAAUAAUAGCCUUCACAGGGUCCGAAUUCUUGCCUCUCCUGUAAUGCCGUGUGCUUCGGCUCAAUCUCGUUUUCCUUCCAAAAACCAAAAGUUCUACCGUCAGUGUACUCCUCGAAAUUCCGGUCCUCAGUCUCGUGAUACUCCACCAACAAGAGACACUGGUAUUGCAAAUGAGGAGGACUGGGGCAUUAGCCUGUUAAAUGAGAAUUUUAAGGAGUUCGGCACGAAUGAAGAUGGAAGUACUUGGUAUCGAGAAAGUGGUGAGGACCUUGGUGAGAGUGGAUACUGGUGUAGAUGGACAAGGAUGGGUGGUAAAUCCCUUGAUGGAUCCUCUGAAUGGAUGGAAACGUGGUGGGAGAAAAGUGACUGUAAUGGAUACAAAGAGCUAGGUGCUGAGAAGUCAGGAAGAAACCCUGAAGGAGAUUCAUGGUGGGAAACUUGGCAAGAAUUGCUUCAUCAAGAUGAAUGGAGCAAUUUAGCAAGGAUAGAGAAGAGUGCACAGAAGCAAGCUAAAAAAGGUAGUGAAAAUGCUGUUUGGUAUGAGAAAUGGUGGGAGAAGUAUGAUGCUAAAGGGUGGACAGAGAAAGGGGCACACAAGUAUGGUAAGCUGAAUGAACAGUCAUGGUGGGAAAAGUGGGGAGAGCAUUAUGAUGGAUGUGGAUCUAUUGUAAAAUGGACAGACAAAUGGGCUGAGACUGAAGUGGGAUCUAAAUGGGGAGAUAAGUGGGAAGAGAAGCUCUUUGAGGGUAUCGGUGCACGUCAAGGGGAGACAUGGCACGUAUCUCGGAGUGGUGAACGUUGGUCGAGAACGUGGGAUGAGGAACAUUUUGGAAACGGGAAAGUUCACAAAUAUGGGAAGAGCACAACUGGUGAAAGCUGGGAUUUAGUUAUUGACGAGGACACAUAUUAUGAGAUUGAACCUCAUUAUGGAUGGGCAGAUGUGGUGGGCGACUCAACCCAGUUGUUAUCGAUCAAACCUCGGGAAAGGCCGCCUGGUGUCGUCCCAAAGCUUGAUUUUGGGGCAUCGCUUCCUCAAGGUGAUGAACAAAUCUGAUUUGAUUUUGGGGUAAUCAU